This is a messenger RNA of Brassica napus (rape), 747 nucleotides long. Its product is annotated as HMG-Y-related protein A-like. The transcript is spliced from 2 exons. The coding region runs from base 52 to 426 and encodes 124 amino acids. The record is from RefSeq and is a predicted model, not a curated record. Gene Ontology annotation, molecular function: double-stranded DNA binding; nucleosomal DNA binding. NCBI's taxonomy places the organism in Eukaryota, Viridiplantae, Streptophyta, Magnoliopsida, Brassicales, Brassicaceae. Gene Ontology annotation, cellular component: nucleosome; nucleolus; nucleus. Gene Ontology annotation, biological process: chromosome condensation; negative regulation of DNA recombination; nucleosome assembly.
UUUAUAUUAAAUCACAACUCUUUCUUUCCUUGCACUGUUUUUGACGUGACGAUGGAGAAAGGGGUUGAUCUUCAACAAACUCCAACGGAGGAGCAUCCGCCGCAGCUACAAGAGCUUCCCUUCUCUCUCCCACCUUACCCUCGAAUGAUAAUGGAAGCGAUCGGAACGUCGAACGGAUGCAACAAAACGGCGAUCGUAAAGCACAUCGAGUCAACUCAGAUCACUUUGCCACCGUCUCACCUGACGCUUCUCAAUUACCAUCUCAACCGGAUGAAACAGUCAGGGCAGAUCGUGAUUGUGAAAAACAAUUACACGAAGCCAGAUCCAAAUGCUCCUCCUAAGCGUGGCCGUGGCCGUCCUCCGAAACCGAAACCUGAGGGAGAAAACAAAGGCACCACCGGGAGACCACGAGGACGACCGCCCUAGAAGUAGAUGGUUAAAGACGCAGCGACGGGUGAAGCUAAUGACGGUGGGCGUCGAGGGCGUGGAAGGCCACAACAUGUGAUGGUGCCUACUGGUUGUUAGAGUUACUCUCCAGCUUACGUUUUGAUUAGAAACUUUUUGUGUUAUUUUAAUUAAGGGGGUUGAGUAGAGAAAAAAUGACAGUUUGAGAAUGUAAUUCGACUUUGCAUGUGUUUGUUCAUGUAUAAAGUUUGGGUCUUUUUCAUUUUCUUGCUGAAAAAGAUUACAAAACUUUUGAUUUGAUUUUGUAAAAAGGAUUUAACAAAUUGAAUGUUAAAGAAAUUA